AUGCGGCUCGCAACGGCGCCCGGUAACGAUCCCAGCGAGGAGUGCUGGCAACCAUUGGUGGACGCCUCAGACGAACACUACAUCAGGGCCUUCAAGUCCUUCAGCAGCUUUAUUGCCGUUGAAGAGCGCAUUGAUGGGCUGGACCACGUACGCCUGAUCGGUAAGUCGGGUGAGUCCAUCUACGUGCAGUUCCCCGAGUCGGCCUACACCGUUGGCCUAGACACCAACCCGGAAUUCCAGACGGACAACUUGCGUCUCGAGUACUCGUCGAUGGUGACUCCUACAACAGUGUUCGACUAUCAGGUCGAAUCUGCCGAACUAGAGAUUAGAGGUUCGGAAAGUGCAACGGAUCCCCAGCGGCUACGAUGCCUCGGACUCAUCUGUACCUCUACGGCUACGGCGCUUAUGGCCUCUCUAUCCGCUAUUCCGCCGUCUUUUUCCACCACGCGGCUUUCGCUGCUCGACCGGGGGUUCAUCUUCGCCAUUGCGCACAUCCGCGGCGGAGACGACCUGGGAUACCACUGGUACGAAGCCGGCAAGCUGGACAGGCGAACCAACACUUUCAACGACUUCGUGGACGCGGCCAGAUACCUCGUGCAGGAAGGAUAUGGCUCGGAGGGACACAUCGCAAUCGCCGGGGGUAGCGCCGGCGGCCAGCUCAUGGGGGCUGUCGUUAACCAGGCCCCGGAACUGUGGGGCGCAGUCGCCGCCCACGUGCCGUUCGUCGACGCGCUCAACACGAUGCUUGACGACACCCUGCCGCUCACACCCAUCGAGUGGCCCGAGUGGGGCAACCCCAUUGAGGACAAGGACGCCUUUGACUGCAUUCGGUCCUAUUCCCCGUAUGACCAAUUGAUGCCCCGCGACUAUCCUCCGAUAUUGGUGACUGCGGGAUUGAACGAUCCCAGGGUGACCUACUGGGAGCCCGCCAAAUCCGGCAGGUACGACCGGCUGUACGAGGUGGCGGAGGAGUACGCUUUCAUGCUGACCAGCAUGGGGCUGUCGCAAUAA
Molecule: messenger RNA, 1011 nt
Organism: Geodia barretti
Lineage: Eukaryota; Metazoa; Porifera; Demospongiae; Tetractinellida; Geodiidae
Source: the annotation of a GenBank genome assembly